Cannabis sativa is the source of this 944-nucleotide messenger RNA. Its product is annotated as calcium-binding protein KRP1. Gene Ontology annotation, molecular function: calcium ion binding. NCBI's taxonomy places the organism in Eukaryota, Viridiplantae, Streptophyta, Magnoliopsida, Rosales, Cannabaceae. The record is from RefSeq and is a predicted model, not a curated record. The transcript has a single exon. The coding region runs from base 362 to 706 and encodes 114 amino acids.
AGUUAGUUAUUAUUGGAAAAUGCUCUUGCCUUAAUGUUUUUCUGGUACUUCCUAUGCAACUUCCUCGAAAGACAUCCAAACAGCUUUCUCAAUACACUUAAUAAAUCAAAAGCCAUUCCAGCUGCCAAUAACCCUUCUCCUUCUAAAUUCUAAACUUUCAACUAAACCAAAUUUAACUCCUUUCAUAUGUACCCUUUGUUCUCAUCCAUUGCCACCUCUCUUUCCUACAUAACUUCCCAAAACAUAUCAUCUUAUAUAUAUGUAUGUAGAACCACAUUGAUCAUAUCAUUAAUUACUCAUAAUAUUUUAUUAUAAUUAUAGCUUCGAUCGAUUUAAUAUUAUCAUAUAAUAAUUAAUUGAUAUGGCGUGCCAAAACGGAGGGGUUAUGUUUGAGGAUUUCUUUCCGGCCAUGGUGGACAAGUUGGGAGCUGAAGGGUUCAUGAAGGAGCUGUGUAAUGGGUUUCGGUUGUUAAUGGACUCAAGGAAGGGAGUCAUCACUUUUGAGAGCUUGAAAAGAAGCUCAGCUUUUUUGGGUUUGGAAGGAUUGAGCGAUGAAGAACUAAUGUGUAUGGUUAAAGAAGGUGAUUUAGAUGGAGAUGGAACUUUGAAUGAGAUGGAGUUUUGUACUCUAAUGUUUAGGUUGAGCCCUGCUUUGAUGCAAAGCUCAGAUGAAUUGUUGGAGGAGGCUUUGAUUAGUGGUAUUUAGUAAUUAAUAAUUAGUACUAUAUAUCUAUAUACUACGAUUAAUUUAUCUACUUAAUUAGUUUUAAAAUGGAUAUUUUUUUUUUCUAUCUCUUUAAUUUAUUAACUUAAUUUAGAAUUGUUGGUUAGAGUCUCGUGUUGUGUUGGAGAGCGUAUUUUGUUUUUUCAUGAGUUGUUUCUGAUCAUUCUAAUUUGUAUUCUGAUUCUUAGAAAGAUCAUUAUCUAUUUCAUGUUUGGUUUCA